Messenger RNA from Heteronotia binoei (common prickly gecko), 4412 nucleotides. It is a transcript of the gene STK11IP, whose product is annotated as serine/threonine kinase 11 interacting protein. Gene Ontology annotation, cellular component: cytoplasm. Gene Ontology annotation, biological process: intracellular protein localization. The coding region runs from base 175 to 3660 and encodes 1161 amino acids. The transcript is spliced from 25 exons. Gene Ontology annotation, molecular function: protein binding. Lineage: Eukaryota; Metazoa; Chordata; Lepidosauria; Squamata; Gekkonidae. The record is from RefSeq and is a predicted model, not a curated record.
GUUGCUCUAUGGUAACACGGAAGUAAGUAGACCAGACGCGAGAUGUGGUUUUGUGUCUAUGGUUGGGCUGCUAUUCUCCAGCGCGGGCCGAGUCUUCCCAGGUAGCGAGGGUUGUGUGAGAGGCUGCGCCGGCGUUGCUAUGGCGACUCCCUUCCCGCUGGCCCUCCCUGUAUCAUGUGCUUGCCGCCCUCUUCCUUGCUCCAGUCUCCUCUUUCCUGUCGGAGGACGGGAGGGAAUCAGGUGGCGCUCGCUGGGAUGGCACCAGCUACCCGAAAGGAAAUGAUGCUGCAGAGUUUGGCGCAGCUACUGCAGGAUUCUGGAGACUUGAUUCUUGAUGGUACUAGUACCUUGACCUUAUUAACCUCCACACUGCACUAUCUCACACAAAUAUUUGAGCAGCAUUUAAUACCACGAAACCAGAAUCACGGCUUUAUUGCACUCUCAUCACACCCUGCUGAAACUUCUGCCAUCCUUCAAGCCCAGUUCCUCUUUGAUGUCUUGCAGAAGACACUGUCUUUGAAGCUAAUUCAUGUUCCUGAUUGUCCUCUGCCGACGGUUGUGAAGAUCUUCCCUUUCAAAUCUUUACGACGUUUAGAGUUGAAGUGUGUCCCUCUGCACUGUUUGAGGGGACUACGAUUUAUCUAUUCCCAAUUGGAGGCUUUGACCUGUUCCAAGUGUGUGAGCUCAUUGCAGGAAAUAAUAUCAGCAUGUGGAGGAGAUCUCAGUUCUGCCCUGCCUUGGUUGGAACUGCAGACUGUCAACUUCAGCUACAAUUCCAUCUCUAACUUGGAUGACUCACUGCAAUUAUUGAAUGCCCUGAAGGCUUUGGAUCUUAGUCACAAUCUCCUCCAGGACUGUGAGGACUAUUUGACAGUGCUGACAGAGCUGGAAUAUUUAAAUGUUGCCUACAACUUUCUGCCCAGAAUUCCUGCUCUUGGGCUCCAUAGCAGGGCUAAAUUGGUGGCCCUGAUCCUGCGGUACAACCAGCUUGACAGUAUUAAUGGUGUGGAACAGCUAACUAGUCUACAGCACCUGGAUGUUGCCUAUAACUUGCUGUUGGAGCAUGCUUUGUUGGCACCACUAUCCUUACUGCACAACUUGAAAAGACUGCACUUGGAAGGGAAUCCAUUAUGGUUUGAUCAGAACCAUCGAGCAGCUACCAUGUUGCAUUUAUCUCCUAGGGUCAUUUCCAGUGAUUUCCUCCUUGAUGGAGAAGUGCUGUCUACCUCUGACCUGCGGCAUCUGUCCAAACUGGAUAAGGUGGUGGUUCGUCUACUGUAUACACCUGCUUCUGAGAGGGCCCUGACAGACCGUAGUGCCCUGGAAAGUUCUUGUGCGGCAGACCAAAGUGAUAGCCAAUCUGCUGGAGAGAGCAGAACUGCCAGGCUGCCACCUCAGAAGAAAACAAAGGGGAAAGUCAAAGUGCGCAGAGCCAGCAUCUCAGAGCCUAGUGAUACAGACCAUGAACAUUCAGCGCUACCUCUCUCAGCGGGUGUAGUUCGACAACACCAGGAAGAAAUGGAGCGCAUGGACAGUUUCCGGGAUCGUUUUGGUGCACACUGGCUCCAGUACAGAAGGCACCUAGAAGCUGGACAGACAGGGCCCAGCACACCCUCUAGCAGCCCCACAACAGACUCUAUGGGCAGUUCAGCUGAGGCUUCUGAACAAAUCAAGAGCACAGCGGCAGAGCAGGAGAUUGCUGAUGUUGCAGAAGGAAAGGAACUGGAGUUGCCACACGCUGAAGCUAUCCCAGCAGCAGUGGAAACGGAUUGUUCAGCGUCUAUAGAAGAAAGAGAUGAAGAAGAGAGACCGGAAGCGGACCUCUGCCAGCCGGUGCUGGUAAGCCAGAUAGAAGGUGAUGGUGACCCAGACCCAGACUGGAUCUUCCUGCGAGUUACUGCUCGACAUGUGAUGGAAGUUGAACUGAAAGCAGCCAAAGUAGUACACAGGCUAGAAGUGCAAAAUCUGCAGAAAAUAGAGACAUCGGAGAUACUGUGGAGAAGACUGGACUUGGAGUGUGUGUUUCCUGUUCUCACACUGCAUUUCAACUACAUCUGCAAGGAACGUCAGAAGCGUCGAUACAUAGUGCUGGAUGAUCAUCCUGAGCUUCGUGUACAGGAAUUGCUGAGAGUGUUGAAACCCACCCUGGAAGAAAAUGGGAAGAAGGGCAGAGAGCAGGCAGAGGGAGGUCCAAAGCUCCAGUGCUUGAAAUGUACACGGGAGUUUGCUGCAGGCUUGCUUUGUCAGCAGAAUCCGGGCCCUGCUGAAGAAACACCAGCAUUCUCUGAGCGAGCGGCUUCCGCUUUCACUGAACCCAUGAUCUGCCCCAGUUGCUUCAGUGACCACGUGGUCAUCUUACCCUGUGAAAGGCACCCCAGCGUACCACUGCCCCCUCAAGAAUGUCUUGAUGAAAGUCAAGAGGAAGGCGUGUCAGGGAAGUUUUAUAUCGGAGAAGAGAACUCUGAAACGGGAACCAGCUCCAGCACCCGGACUCAAGAGCUGAGCGGUGACCAUGGCAGUACUGUGCAUUCCAGUUCCCGCAGCUCUGAAGGGGGCACUGGGACCAGAAGGGAUUUGGGUUCCCGGCACUGCUACUCUUCCCUUAGCCACACAGACACCAAUGCUGGGAGCUUGAUGGGGAGCUAUGGCUACAGCGUUUCCCGAGGAACCACCCCUUCUCAGCUCUCCCUGAGCUCAGAGUAUGAGGAGCACUGGAACCUCAGCCCCCCCUCAAACGCCAUGUUGACCAUGCAGGACUUUUGUUCCGUGGACCAUCGUCUCAAGCUUUAUUUGGACAUGGAGGUCUUUGAUAAGUCAGAAGAGUUCAAGUGUUUCCUAAAGGUUGCUGUAGUGAAGAAUGGCCAGCCUGGAGAGUUUCUUACACUUGUGGUGGUUUCAGAUGUCCGGCUGUAUUUUUUGGAGAUUAAGGGAGAGAUCAGGGGGCAGCCAUCAGAUUGGCUGAAGAAGGGUGACUUCCACAGCCUCUGCAACCUCUGUGCCUGGGAGGUGGGACUGUUCCACCAGAGCUUGCACAUUGACUUUGAGAACCCAUGCGCUUCCUACACUCUGCUGCUUCGCAACCAGAACCGCUGCAGAAGAUUCCUGCAAUGCCUGACAUAUCUCAUGCGGGAAUUGCCAGCCAAAAGCCAGAGAGGAAUCCCAGAUGUUACCGUGGCAGAAAUGAGUCCACAUCAUCCACUAUGGGUAUUGCUCGACAAAGACCUAGCAAAAGAAGCUGGAGGUGGCUCAGCCAAGCCUUUCUUCUACCUCUUGGCCUAUCUCAUCCAAGGAGCGUCUGCCUUUCCUGUGACACUGCUCAGCACCCAUAGCAGUCUUUUCUUGGUGGAAGAAGAUCAUCAGAGGCAGAAAGACCCACCCUUCUCUGGUGCAGAAGGUGGUACUGAGAAGCUGCCAAAGAAUAACUUCCAGUUGAAAGAGAGUCAGCCAAUCAGCAGCAUCAGUGGCGUCAUACUCUACCGUUUCUCCCCUUGUGACAUGAAGCUGCAGCUUUAUGAUGAGGUCCUGAAGGUGGAGAGUACUUGGCACUUACGUACAGACUGUCCAGAUCUUCUGGCUGAGCUGGUUGAGUGGCUGCGAGUUCCCUGGGAAGAAAUGUUUUCAAUUGCUCUCAACAAGACAGUGCUUGAGGUGCUGGAGUGAAUGAGGGAAGAGUAUAAAGGGUUCUGACUGCUGUAUUUCUUUGUUUAAUUAGAAGGAUUUUUCUUGGGCUGCCUCCUGAUCUCUGCUGCAGUCUGACUGUUUUAAACUUUGCCAGAUUUCAGACAGCAGCAAUGUCUAAAAACUGCAAGUGGGGCAGCUUGCAUCUAAGAUAAUAGUUUUGGCAGAGAUUUGGCAAGAUUUGUAUUUGCGCUAUAAGACCUGUUAGUGAUUUUGUAGGCUACUUCCUGUUUGGCAGGAGACGAGUUUAGUCGGCCCACAAACUACUUCCUGUUGCACUGAAAGACCAAGGUGCCACCCUUGGGUCACUUUCUAAGCUGUCCACAGUAACCUUCUGUGCACUUGUCACUUUCUGUUGGGUUGCAGUUGCUGGGGAUCCUGGAACAGGGCUUGCCAACUAACUAGACCAGUUCUGGACUGUGCAUAGAACUGAAUGGUGCUAGCUUGGCUAACGGGGCGCGUGCAUUGUUGGUAUUCUCAAGGCAGAUGCUCAGAACUGUUUCUAAACAUCUGUAUAUAUGGAGAACUCGCUGUCUAGGCUGGUCAGGAACUGCACAUAUUGGCAGAACCAUUUAAAGGGUUUCCUUUGGUUAUUGGAGCAAGGUGUUCAGGAGUCUCUUGAGUGCAAAGAUACCUGGGUAUAGGUCACUGGAAGCCAUAAUCUUCCUCAGCUGAGCGAGUUUUUAACUGUGAGACUUUUUAUUUUCAAUAAAAAAAUUGUUAUAUUUAUUAAA